CCACAAUGGUACAGCCAGCAUCACGCUGCACAAUGGUUUCCAGGCAGUGAAAGAAGUUUGGAACGUGGUUACAAAAUACCACAUAAGGUUGCAGUUUGGGGGGAAAGGUGGCUGGACAAGGAGACUAGUUCGCAGGCACGGAAUGGUAUUUAUGAGCCGCCAUUUCUUGUACUACUGCAGUGAACCUACCCUGGAUGUGAAGAUUGCUUUUUGUCAGGGAUUUGGGAAACAAGUGGAUGUGUCAUAUAUUGCCAAACAUUACAACAUGAGCAAAAGCAAAGUUGACAACCAGUUCUACAGCGUGGAAGUAGGUGACUCGACCUUCACAGUUCUCAAACGCUAUCAGAACUUAAAACCUAUUGGCUCUGGGGCUCAGGGAAUAGUUUGCGCUGCUUAUGAUGCCGUCCUUGACAGAAAUGUGGCCAUUAAGAAGCUCAGCAGACCAUUUCAGAACCAAACGCAUGCCAAACGAGCUUACAGGGAGCUGGUCCUCAUGAAGUGUGUGAAUCAUAAAAACAUUAUCAGUUUAUUAAAUGUCUUCACACCACAGAAAUCUCUGGAAGAGUUCCAGGAUGUUUACCUAGUAAUGGAGUUGAUGGAUGCCAAUUUGUGCCAGGUGAUUCAGAUGGAACUAGACCAUGAGCGAAUGUCUUACCUGCUCUACCAAAUGCUGUGUGGCAUCAAGCACCUUCACUCUGCAGGAAUCAUACACAGGGAUUUAAAACCAAGUAAUAUUGUGGUAAAGUCUGACUGCACAUUGAAGAUUCUGGACUUUGGAUUGGCAAGAACUGCAGGCACCAGUUUCAUGAUGACUCCUUAUGUGGUGACACGUUACUAUAGAGCACCAGAGGUCAUCUUGGGAAUGGGCUACAAGGAGAACGUAAGACAUGUUCUGAACAUGACUGGAAGGGCCACAAAUCAUCCAGCAUCUAUGACAUUGUUCCAAGAAAACUAAGAGUAGCCCAAUGAAAUCCCUAAUGGUAAAGUGUUUCUUGGUUGAGAAUGAAAGCAUGUAGAAACUGGCUUUUAUCCUCAAUUGUUUCUUGUUACUUACACAUUGUAGCAAAGUACUGUUUAAGCUUAACUUCAUUAUGUAUGACAUUAAAAAAUGAAAGAGAAACAUCUGUGUCUGUUUGGCACAUCUUUUCCCUUAAGAAGGGAAGGCCAAAUGCUGUUAGGCCAAAUGCUGAACAAUCUUUUGCUAAAUAGGUAUGAUGGAAGCUUCAGUAAAAGGAGACAUUGAUACAUUACUAGGGAGAGUAAAGAUACAAAUAUGCAAUAGUUUAGUUAAUGAUUCACUUCUUAGAACUUCUUGCAAAUAUGUCCACUCCUUCAAAUAAUGUUUUUUCUCCCUCAGACUGACCUUAAAAAUAUUAGAUCUCUCAUAAGGAAAAGAAAAGCUUAGGGUAUUGCCUGUCCCACGCAGAACUCUUUUCCUACCAUUGUGGUCCACUAAGCUUCCAUUUGUAUGGUGAUGUUUUGAUGGUUAUGUCCAGUUUGAAUAAAGUAAGUAACUGAACAAAUAUAUUCUUCUUUGUUUGGUCCAUUUAGUUCUAUUGAUUUCAUGGAUGUGAACUGGGGCAGUAUUAGCCACUGAGCUGAGAUUUAAAAACAAAAGGGAAUUAUCAUCAAUAACCACCAUGGAUUCUAUAUCUGCAGAUGUCAGCUACGUACAAUGUUUUUGUACAUAAGCAAAGUUGAUGCUAUAAAGGUCUUACUAAAUUUCAAGGCAUAAUGCUGAACCAAGGCACUGAGGGAAUUAAGUACCUUAGGAGUUCCCAGAAACCAACCAAACAAGUAAGUUAGUAGACUGUGGAUUCUUG
Gavialis gangeticus (Gharial) is the source of this 1823-nucleotide messenger RNA. It is a transcript of the gene MAPK10, whose product is annotated as mitogen-activated protein kinase 10. Gene Ontology annotation, biological process: protein phosphorylation; JNK cascade. Gene Ontology annotation, molecular function: ATP binding; JUN kinase activity. The transcript has 9 exons. The coding region runs from base 143 to 955 and encodes 270 amino acids. Lineage: Eukaryota; Metazoa; Chordata; Crocodylia; Gavialidae. The record is from RefSeq and is a predicted model, not a curated record. Gene Ontology annotation, cellular component: cytoplasm; nucleus.